GACUUGCGCCCUAGCAAACAACUCUUGACACCAGCAACAAUCCCCUGGGGCCUCAAGAAGGAUAGGAAUCAGGUGCUCUGCGGGCCCAGCUGGUCUCUGCAAUCUGCCCCGCCCCACCCCCGAACACAAAGCCCCACCCCUCCCGCCGCUCCGACGUGUUGAUUGGUUGCUGUGCCGCCGUCCAGCCCCGCUACCAUCCAGACCAAUGAUUGAAGGUCAGAAGGUGGGGCGACCCGGCACGGUCCGCCCCCCGGGCGCGCGUUGAUUGGGGCGCUCGGGAGGGAGCCGCCUCUCGGCUAGGAGGCUCCCCCACCACCGCCGAAAUGAGUUUCAGCCGCCUCUACCGCUUGGUGAAGCCAGCCCUGCUGUGCGCAGCCCUGGCAGCCCCGGGCCUUUCCAGCAGUAUGUGCGCUUCCCGCAAUGAUUGGAGAUGUGCCAGGUCCAUGCACGAUUUUUCUGCCAAGGACAUCGAUGGUCGCCUAGUGUCCCUGGAUAAGUACAAGGGCUACGUCUGCAUCGUCACCAACGUCGCCUCGCAAUGAGGCAAGACGGACGUAAACUACACUCAGCUUGUCGACCUGCACGCCAGAUACGCUGAGAACGGUUUACGGAUUUUAGCUUUCCCCUGCAACCAGUUUGGGAGACAGGAGCCAGGGAGUAACGCAGAAAUCCGAGAAUUCGCUGCCGGCUACAAUGUCAAGUUUGAUAUGUAUAGCAAGAUAUGCGUCAAUGGUGACGAUGCCCACCCCCUGUGGAAAUGGAUGAAGAUCCAGCCCAGAGGGAAGGGCAUCCUGGGCAACGCAAUAAAGUGGAACUUCACCAAGUUCCUUAUUGACAAAGACGGCUGUGUGGUGAAGCGGUAUGGUCCCAUGGAAGAGCCCCAGGUGAUUGAGAAGGACCUGCCUUGCUACCUCUAAGUUCCCCUUCCCUUCCUGCACCUGUCUCCCCUUGAUCCCCAGAGUCUUCCACCCGGCACCAAUGACGGUCUGCCUUCAAACCAGGCCUCUGGUGAGGCAGACCCGAUGACCCGGCGUGCACCUCAGCCGGAGGAGGACCCUGGGGGGCACACGGAGACGGCCUGCAGCCUCGAGCCCCCGGCUCAUUGAAUAAAAAGUGAAAAAAAGUCUGGCUUGGCUCAUCUGUGCUCUCCUGAGCCGCCUUCUGCUCCUGCCUCUGCUCGGGGACCACUCGGGCUUAUUUCCUCCUCUGUAAAAUGGGCCUCCAGGGAAGGCCGAGUGCCUGAGGCUGGCCUAAGCCAGUCCAGGAGGAGCUUUCUCUCCAUUCUCCUCCCCAGGACACAAGUGCUAGGCCAGACUCCUGGCCUCUGCUCUGUUCCUCCCCCUUCUGCUCUCACCAAGAAUGGCUCGGUGGUCAUCGAGCCAGUAACUCUAUCUGCAGCCAGCCCUGGGGCUUAGGGAGAGAACGCAAAGCCAGACCCAGGACCUGGGCCUCAGUUUCCCCACUUGUAAAAUAAAGUUGUACCAGAUGACUCCUAAA
This is a messenger RNA of Monodelphis domestica (gray short-tailed opossum), 1497 nucleotides long. RefSeq names its product glutathione peroxidase 4 (gene GPX4). Gene Ontology annotation, molecular function: glutathione peroxidase activity; phospholipid-hydroperoxide glutathione peroxidase activity. NCBI's taxonomy places the organism in Eukaryota, Metazoa, Chordata, Mammalia, Didelphimorphia, Didelphidae. Gene Ontology annotation, biological process: response to oxidative stress. The record is from RefSeq and is a predicted model, not a curated record. Gene Ontology annotation, cellular component: mitochondrion; nucleus.